GUGCAGCCGGCGUUGGAGCGAGGGAGUCGAGUUUUCAUUUCUCUUCUUUUGCGUCAUGGAAUUAAUACCGCGAUUACUGUUAAUAUUUGUAAAAUUUGUUGCUAUUUUUGCGAGCACUCUGCAAAGUGCGUAUAUCUGGGCAUGCGGACGUCGAAUUAGGUCCUAUGGUCUGCCAGCCAACAUAAAUCCGCUGCUGGCGCUGAGUAUUCAGGAGCUGCGCACACGUCUCUGCCGGCGGCAGAUAACCGCAGUGGAUUUGGUAGACGCCUAUAUAGAUCGCAUUAAGCUGGUGAACAGUCGCCUGAAUGCGGUCGUAUCGGAGCGCUUUGCGCAGGCGCUGCGCGACGCCGCCAAUGUGGAUGAGCGCAUAGCUGCAGCGGGCGAGAAUGUGGCACAACUGUUCGAGAAACAGCCGUUGCUGGGUCUGCCCGUCACUGUGAAGGAGUCCUGCGCCCUGGCCAACAUGUCCUUCACCGUGGGCAGUCUGGCCAGGAGUGAGCAGAAGGCAACGGCAGAUGGCGUCGUGGUUGCACGGAUUCGCGCUGCUGGAGCGAUUCCUUUGCUGGUCUCAGCCACUCCCGAGUACUGCUAUUCGACGGAUACGGAUACCUUACUCAACGGUCGCUGCGUGAAUCCAUUCGAUUUCGAGCGCACGCCGGGUGGCAGCUCAGGCGGUGAGGGCGCUCUGAUUGGAGCUGGGGCCUCGCUCUUUGGCAUCGGCUCUGACAUCGGUGGCUCCAUACGCAUUCCCAGUUUCUUUUGCGGCAUCUUUGGCCACAAGCCUACCGGGGGCGUGGUCACACCGGCRGGUCACUUUCCCGACUCGAGCGAUGCGGAUUUCCAGCAGUAUUUGGUGGUGGGUCCGAUGUCCCGCUUUGCCGUCGAUCUACCCCAGCUGCUGGAGCUGAUGGCCGGCGAGCAGGCGGUGCAGCUGCGUCUACAUGAGCCGCUCCAGCUGAAUCAGUUGCAGGUGCACUACGCCUUGGGCUUUCAGGGUCUCAACGGUUGGAUGCAUCAGCAGGUGGAGCCGGAAAUUAAAGCAUCCAUACUCAAGGCUGUGCAACAUCUGCAGAAACAGGAAGUUCCUGUGCACCAGGCGAAGCUGUCAGGAUUCGACAAUUCCCUGGAGAUUGCGCUCGGCGGCAUCGCUCGUUUGAGACAAAUGCCGUUUUUGCUGGAUGCCGGACCCGCAGCGGGAGCUGAGAGCAAAGUGCGGGAGACUCUGAAACAGCUGGUUCAAAGUUUGUAUGGCAAAUCUUGUUACACUACGAAUGCUUUGAUCUUUGAUCUGAUGCGUCGCUGCAAUGCGUUCAUGUCAGUCCAAAAGCUGGAGAAAUAUCAACGGGAGGCACUGGCGCUUACUCGAGAGUUGACUCAACUUCUGGGCGAAAACGGCGUCCUGCUCUUUCCCACAAUGCAUGCUCCGGCUCCGAAGCAUGGCUGGACACCGUUGCAGCUGUGGGGUGUGGACUAUACGCUGCUCUUUAAUGUACUGGGUCUGCCGGCAACGCAUGUGCCAAUGGGAUUGAAUGGAAAGGGUUUGCCCAUUGGAUUCUCGGUGGUUGCGGCUCCCUAUCAGGAUCGGUUAUGCCUGCGUGUAGCUGUGGAACUGGAACGAGCCUUUGGCGGCUGGCAGUCACCAAAUGCCAAGAAAACUUAGCCAAAU
Molecule: messenger RNA, 1666 nt
Organism: Drosophila arizonae
Lineage: Eukaryota; Metazoa; Arthropoda; Insecta; Diptera; Drosophilidae
Product: fatty-acid amide hydrolase 2-A
Cellular component (GO): endomembrane system
Source: RefSeq, a predicted model, not a curated record